CACCCCACCCUGUUCAUGCAGAGAAGCCCUCCUCCUCCUCCUCCUCCUCCUCCUCCUCCUCCUCCUCCUGCAGAGCCUCAGCUUCUCAUGAAUAGUCAGGACUUUCUAACAUCCUCCCCUUCCAGCAGACGGUGGGGUUUCAGUCAGGGGGAGACUGACAGGUGGACCGUCCGUGAGCCCCGUCUAAUCUGGGAAAAAGGGACUUUUUGCGUCUUCCUCAGCCCUGGGAAGACCAUGGCUCUCUCCAGGAUCUGUCGAGAGUCUUUGCUGGUGAUUUUACUGCAAAUCGUGCUGAUUUGCUCCGCUCAGAGGGGCCCGGUCGGUCCCAGAGGCCCCGCGGGGCCGCCCGGAGUAUCCGGCGUGCCCGGAGUGGAUGGCAUUGAUGGCGACAGAGGAGAAGACUCCACCGUGAACGGCGGACCAGGCGCUGAUGGUGAUAACGGCAAAGACGGAGCUCCUGGAACUCCAGGCCUUCCAGGCGCAGAUGGACCUGUUGGACCUCCUGGAGAUCCAGGCACGCUGGGCCUAAAGGGGCCAAAAGGGGAUCCUGGAGCACGUGGGCCUCCUGGGGAGCCUGGUGUAGGACCUGAUGGGCUUGAUGGUAUUCCUGGUACAGACGGGCUACCAGGUGAACUGGGCAAAGUUGGACCACCUGGCGCGAGAGGCAAGAGAGGACAAGUGGGUCUUCCUGGCGCUGCUGGGCCACGGGGUCCUCCAGGCGUGUAUCAAGGCGAGGACCUGUGUCCCAAUGCUUGCCCUUCUGCUCUGACUGGACAUCCCGGGCUCCCUGGCAUGAAAGGCCACAAAGGGGUUAAAGGUGAAUCUGGUGAGCCCGGAAGACAAGGACACAAGGGAGAGGAGGGCGAACAAGGACCGCCGGGUGAAGUUGGAGCUCAAGGACUACCAGGCCCAGGUGGAGCAAGAGGCCUCCCAGGAAUAAUGGGCUCCAAAGGCGACAGGGGACCUCGUGGAAUACCUGGUGAUGGAGGUCCUCGGGGGAUCCAGGGACACCCAGGCGAUCCAGGCCAAAGAGGAGCCAUCGGUGAGCCCGGGCCAACGGGAGUGCCGGGCGAUCGAGGUCCAUCUGGAAUCAGAGGAGUGCCAGGGCCAAAAGGAGAGCCUGGCCUCCCUGGUCCAGAUGGCCGUGAGGGAAUACCCGGGCUGCCAGCGACCAAGGGUCUUCCAGGGAAAAGUGGGGCUCCAGGUGAUGCUGGCCCACAAGGACUUCCUGGUUUACCAGGCGCUUAUGGCCAUAAAGGAGUCAGUGGUCUAAAGGGUGUCACAGGUGACCCAGGUGUUGUAGGACUGAUGGGGUCUCCAGGGAAACAAGGCGAGCGUGGCGAGCAGGGAGAGGUGGGACCUGUCGGGCCCAGAGGAGGACCAGGUGAACGAGGACCAAGAGGGCAUGAUGGGCCUGCAGGAUUACCAGGAGCCAGGGGAGGCAAAGGGGAUCCGGGCCUUCCAGGUCUUCCUGGCCCUGCUGGUUAUCGUGGCCAAAAGGGCGACAGGGGUGCAGUUGGUCUCGAUGGCCCAAAGGGAGAGCAGGGACCUGCAGGUGCUGAAGGAACAGCAGGAGAGACUGGAGACCUGGGUGAUCAAGGAGAGGCAGGAGAGAAAGGAUCGACAGGCCCACCUGGAGAGACAGGAAAUAAAGGACCUGAGGGAGGCCGAGGACAGCCAGGGAAAGAGGGCAAGCCGGGCCAACCGGGACCACGCGGUAUGCAGGGCGACAUUGGGGUACCAGGCCUGCCGGGGGCACAGGGACCAGCGGGAAAAUCCCCCACAGAUACACACAUCAAACAAGUCUGCAUGAGGGUAAUGCAAGAGCAGCUGGCCCAGCUAGCAGCUAGCCUGAGCAGGCCAGAGUCAGGCAUCUCUGGGCUACCCGGCCCCCCCGGCCCACCUGGACCUCCAGGCCCCUCCGGAGAGAAUGGUUUCCCCGGACACACCGGAUCACGAGGACUGCCCGGGCUGAAGGGUCCAGCUGGGGUAAUGGGUCGCAAAGGAGUCAAAGGUGACCAGGGUGACAGAGGAGACAGAGGACCCACAGUGAGAGGACCCAAAGGAGACCCAGGAGCCCCCGGUCUAACAGGUGAACCCGGUCGACCGGCUUACGGCAAAGACGGUCGUGACGGGGAGAGGGGACCCCGCGGUGUUCCCGGUACGUCCGGCGUUCCCGGGCCUCCCGGUCCCCCCGGUGUGAACGGUUACUGUGAGUCGUCACAGUGCGUCCUGCCCAUGGUGGCGUCGCCCGUUUCUGCAAAGGACUCCGGCAUGAAGGGCCCCAGUGAGAUGUGAAGAGGGGCCGGAGCGGAAAACUGAGAGACUGGAGGAGAAACCAGAACUCCGUGGAAGAUUUGUCCAUUUGGGUUUUGUCACUUGGUUUGUAUGUUUGUCUUUUUAUUUUUUAUUUGGUUCUCUCAUUUGGAAAGUAAUUUUGUUCUCUUGAAGCCAUCUUUGUGGUUAUUAACUGACACGAAGGUGGACACUGAACAGCACACCUCACCUUUUGAAACUCCUUUUACAUAAAAAGUUUCAUUUUACCUCAAUUUUGCCAUCUCUGUACUGUAAAAUUUGAGAAAUUAAGAACUCGCUGAAUAUGUACAAACCCGCCAGCCCCAUUUCUAUCCAAGCAACAACGAGGCAAGUCUGAAAGUUUUUCUGUAUGUUUAUGUAAAUGUGUCAAUACGCAAAUUAUACUGCUGAAUGACGUACAUGUUGUUUGUGAGUAUCUUUGUUGUUUAUCCACUUAAACCCCCCUGUGCCUUUUCCUCUAAAUGUAGGAUAUGUUUGAUAAUUUCUGUCACGACGACUGUUGUUUUUGUGACUGGAGGGUGGCCAUGUGUGAAAACCUCUCUGGCAGUUUUAUAUGACUUCUUAUUUAUUAUAUCAAGGUUCAAAGUGACAUCUUCGAGUUGUACAAAGGAGGAAAUAAACACAUUUUGAUAAUC
This is a messenger RNA of Siniperca chuatsi (mandarin fish), 2951 nucleotides long. It is a transcript of the gene col9a1a, whose product is annotated as collagen, type IX, alpha 1a. Lineage: Eukaryota; Metazoa; Chordata; Actinopteri; Centrarchiformes; Sinipercidae. The record is from RefSeq and is a predicted model, not a curated record. The transcript is spliced from 32 exons. Bases 16 to 2298 code for a protein of 760 amino acids.